Molecule: messenger RNA, 639 nt
Organism: Paracoccidioides lutzii Pb01
Exons: 2
Coding region: 1-639 (212 amino acids)
Source: RefSeq, a predicted model, not a curated record
AUGGCGACAAGCGGCCACGUUGCAAAGACCAUUGAUGGUGUAAUCAUAACAGGUCUUGGUGAUGUCUGUGAAGAUCAUAUUAAUGGACUUGGACGGCGUAACUGCUAUGGUCCUAAGAAGACGCCUGAGACCAGUGGUAUUGAUGCCCAGGUUUAUGGGUUUGCAAACCAGAUGCAUGCGUCCACGCCUUUGAGAUGCUCCUUCACAGACUCAGGAUACGGCGCUGUCCAGUCGGUGAGGAUAACAGACUGCAGCUUGGAUAUGUCCGCGUCGGGCCCAGCACUCUCAGGUGCUUUGAACAGGCGCCACCACGGAGGUAACAGCUUGAUUGCGGAGAGCCAGACGUGUGACCUCUGUUCCAACAAAUCAGGUAACACCUGUCACUAUUUUCAUAUUCGAUUUUCGGGUCUUGGGUCUCUUAUGGAUUUCUCGUAUAGCGCAAAUGGUGAAGUUAAGGAAAAGAAUGGGUUCUUCCUUUUCUCCCCCCAACUUAACCUUGCUGCCGCGCCACGAGGGGAGAUGACUCGACCACAGGACAUUGAACUUACAGUGAAGGGCAGCGGAAUUGUUCAUAAAGUAGUGGAACUUUGGAUUUUGUCAGGGGUACCUUGGUUGGGAGAUUUGGAAGGUUGCAUAUGA